CAAAACACUCGUGGGCCAUUUCAGCGGCCGCGUCUAGAACAAGAUGCCGGAGGAGGUGGGCGGCAGUAGCACGACCAGCCGCGGUGCCGGCCUCGCCGGAUCGGAGGACAUCAUGGAUCUUCUGCCUCUCGAGCUCGUACGAUCCCAAGUCAUCCCUCCUGCUCCAAACCGCCGCGAGUCCUCCAUCGAUUGGCUGCCGGAGUUCGGGGGCGCAUCGUGGAUCGCCUACGGAGCGUCCUCGCUUCUCGUUAUCUCCCACUUCCCUUCGCCAUUUUCCUGCAACGAACCUCAGCCAGGCCCUUUCUUCCGGCAGGUCAUUGAACCGCCAACUGGGAAUAGGAACGCCGAGUUGACGGCCGUCUCUUGGUGCCCGGUCCAGCCGUCGGAGGGAGAGAUUGCGGUGGCGUUGGAGAAUAACAUCUUCAUGUACUCGCCAGUAACUUCUAGCGCACCAGGCUCUUUUUCUUGGAGGCAGACUGUGGUCAUCGUGGAGACUUUUCCAAUAGAGAUUAUUGGGUGGACGGGGUCUGGAGAUGGACUAGUUGCUGCUGGCACUGAAGUAGUUUUGUGGAUAAGGAAGAGCAAUCUUUGGGAAAUGGCUUGGAAGGUGAGAACAGAAGUACCUCAAACUCAUGUUUCUGCAUCCUGGUUUUCAGAUGGCCUUGUGGCUACAGCUGCUCGAGGAUUGGUGCAUCAUUAUGAAGUUACAGCCAAGGAAUCAAACUAUACCUUGUCACAGUCAGCAAAGCAUGUUACUGUAUAUUUUCGUGAUGGUAAGUCUGGAACUACAACAGUUCAACUCUAUCAUCCUCAACCUAUUGUAAUGAUUCAGUGGAGACCGUACAUUGGUGUGCAAUCACAAGCAGAUCCUUCCAGUGUAUACAACAUUUUGCUGACAGGCUGCUUAGAUGGAACCGUGAGACUAUGGAGUGAGAUUGACAAUGGUAGGCCUAGAAAAUUCAAUAAAGAGAUUCAUGAUCAAAAAUCCAUGAAGCGGUUGUUCCAUGUGGUUGCAGUGAUUGAAAUGAACCAGUCUCUGAAGGGAAUACUUGGCACAAACAUAUUUGUAAAAUGGGCAAUAGAUUCUAGCUGUGUGAUCUUCAAGGGUGAGAGUGGUGGUUAUUCUUUGUUACCAACAUACACUGAACACCAACAAAUUGGUAAAUGCGAUUGGUUAAUUGGUAUAGGACCUGACUUUUCUGUUACUUUUUGGGCUGUUCACUGCCUCUAUGAUGUGUCACCUCCACGGUUUCCACGGGUGACAAUGUGGAAGAAAGGAAAUCUGAUGGAUUUCAAAGACUCCAAGUAUCCCUAUUUUGGUUCUCCAAAUAUAAAAAACCAAGCUAUCCUUGUAAAAGUUGUUGCCUCAAGAAGUUGGCUUUGUGGACCACCUAUAGCUUGCUCUUUGCUUCAAUUAUUGCCUGAUAACUCAUUCAGCUGGUCAGAAUUGUAUAGCCCAUCAGAAAAAAUGGAGGAUACUUCUUUGAGACAGAUAGAUAAGGAGAGGAGUCUUUCAUACAUAGCUCAUACAGCUCUAAGUGAGCUUGGGCAUACUGGAUGCAUCAUACAAGUUGCUGUGCAUCCAUGUAGUUUUGAUAUAUUACUUGCUGUUUCAUUGGAUUCCAAUGCAUUACUUCUUUUUUGGUCCUUGUCUACUCUUUCAGAGAGCAUCUUGCCUUCUCAUACAUAUAUUCAUCCAAUGUGGAAACUUUUGGAUCAUGUUUCUUUAAAAGCCUUAUCACCAGAUCAUGAAUAUUCAUGCUUGGUUUGGGGACCUGCUGUUUUGAAUGAGAAUCAGUUUCUUCUUGUGGGACAUGAAGAUGGGAUUGAUUGUUUCAUGAUUGAAGUUUCUUGUAAAGAAGAAAGCAUAUCAGCUCAUAAAGUUCUUACCGUCCCCUUCAAUGGUUAUAAUGACAGAGGAAACCCACCAGAUCAGAUAUUUGCAAUACCCUUGAUUUCCAACCCACGGCAUUCAUCUAAUUCUAGUAGUUUUCUACUGGUCUCUGUAUGGAGGGAAAAUUAUAAUCCAUUAUCAUGGACAAUUGACCUUCACAUGUCAAUCAAUGAUGGGGUCUCAUCCAAUGACAAUGAUUUGGCUAUUUCAAAAGGUCAAUGCGUGAGUUCUUCUGGUAAAUGUUGCUAUGCUACCUUUUACAAACAUUCAUUUGAGUCCUCUCCUCAUUGUUGGGAUGGAGUUACAACUAUUUCUGUAGCAUCGCCAACUAGUUGUCCAUUACCCUUUGAACAAGUAUAUUCUAAUGAUUCUCCUUCCAAUUAUUGUGGCUACCAUAUGGCCACAGGAUACUCUGGUGGCACUGUAAAAUUAUGGAGGAUCUGCCAUAUGCAACAAGAUCAUUCUGAUUCAGAAAAUGUCCCUUGGGAGUUAGCUGGUACUUUUACUGCCCAUGAAGGCCCAGUCAAUUUUCUUUCUUUAUCUAGUUGCAGCAGUAAAGUUGCUACCGCCAGCAUUGAUGGGCGCAACAGUACUACCAGCCUUCAUAUCUGGGAAUUUGUAAAGCUAACACAUGGUGGAUCAUUUGUAUUAGAAGAUGCAAUAGAUUUAAAUGGGAUUCUUAUUGCUGUAAGAUGGUUAGCAUUAGGAAAUGGCCAGAUGCUGCUUGGAAUCUGUCUACCAAAUGAAUUUCGUGUAUAUUCGCAAAGAAGAUCGUCAACUCACUCCUUUGCUUAUUCAGAUAUGUCAAAGGAGAUGCACACAUGGUAUUGCAUUGCAGUCUCAGGUUCUUCAACCAUUGUAAGGGAUUUUCUUUGGGGGCCUAAGUUGACCGCUGUGAUUGUUCAUGAGAAGCAUUUUUCUAUUUGCAGUCAGUGGCUACUGAGAACAAAUAACACAUAUAAUGUUGAGAAUUCUGUUGCUUAUGUUGGCAGGAUAGAGGAAAGCUUGCUUUGUGUAACUAAUACUGGUAAAAACAUGUUUGAUACAGAUGAGCAAUUGGAAUAUGGUUACUCAAAGAAGAUUUCUCUACAGGACAAUGUUCCCAAUACUGAAAAUAAAUUAUUUUAUAUUCUAGAUGUAUCCCAGAAAUUGGGUGGAUCUCUAGCACUUUAUGAUCCUGAAGCUUUGAUUCAAUACAUUUAUUCAGGUAACUGGAAAUAUGCACUAGUUAUCUUGAAGAACUUUGUUGAAUGUAUUUGCAGUUAUAAAACUUCCACUACAAUUCCUGAAAGCAAUAAACAAAGCCUACUUUCUUGCAAGAUGCUGGAAGUUCAUUUGGCUAGAUACAUUGAGGAUAACAAUUCUAAAAAUUCGUCCUCUGAAAAAUUAUUUUGGGGUCAGAAUAUUACUACAAGUGGACCUAAUUUUCAUCUUGGAGGGAAUGAACUCCAGUUUCCGAACACUCACUUAGAGACCAACACUUUUGAGAGAAUUCCAGACAACUCUAACAAAUCUGAGAUCACAGAACUAAUUGACACCCUUGAGAAAUCUAAUCAAGUUUCUAGUUUAACAGAUUUGAUGAAAACCCAAAUUCUAGUGAUUCUAGAACUUUUGAAUGAAAUUAGCAAUACAAAAGCCACUGCAGCCUAUGGCAGUCUUGAUGACGCUGGGCGAAGGUUCUGGGUUUCUGUUAGAUUUCAAUAUCUAUAUUCAAUGAGAAGGUCUGGGGGAGUUGUAGCUGAAGAUCUUCCUGUCAACUCUAGGUUGGCUGCUUGGGCCUUCCAAUCUGAUUGUCAAGAUGAUCUGCUUAACUCUGUUUUAUCUUCAGACCCAUCUUGGGUAGACAUGAGAAAUUUGGGUGUAGGUCUAUGGUAUACAAAUGCAUCGCAAUUGAGAACACGGAUGGAGAAGUUGGCUAGAUCCGAGUAUCUAAGGAACAAGAACCCCAAGGACUGUGCACUAUGGUAUUUAGCUCUUAACAGGCUUCAAGUUUUAAUCAGUCUUUUUAAAAUUAGCAAAGAUGAGAAAGAUAAAGUAUUGUUUGGAUUUCUGUCACGUAAUUUCCAGGACGAGAAGAACAAAGCUGCUGCUCUGAAGAAUGCUUAUGUUUUAAUGGGAAAACAUGAGCUAAAGCUUGCAAUAGCAUUUUUUCUGCUUGGAGGAGAUUCUUCCUCUGCUGUUAGUGUUUGUGCUAAGAACCUUGGAGAUGACCAACUAGCUCUGGUAAUUUGUCGGCUUCUAGAAGGUUAUGGAGGUUCAUUAGAAAAACAACUCAUAUCAAACAUUUUGCUUCCAAAGGCAUUAGAGAAAGGGGACUACUGGCUUUCCAGCUUACUUGAAUGGACAUUGGGGAAUUACUCGCAAUCAGUCAAGACACUAGUUAAUGGUCAAACAAAACAAGUUAACAGAAACUCAGCUGCUUUGUGCAAUUAUGGUGCCUUGUCAGAUCCAGAUAUCGGUCGCUACUGUGUUAUACUUGCCUCCCGAAAUACUUUUAGAUGCUCUGUUGGUGAAGAUGUUGCAGCAGACCUUUCUAAAUUUGCAUCAUUUUUGGCUGCAAGUGCCUUGAACAGAUGUGGAGUCCCUCUUGAAGCACUUUCAUGCUUAUCCUAUUCUUUAAGCAGCGAUGGCAAGGACCAAAAGAAUGUGUCAACUGCUGGACCUCAUGACAUAUUUCAUCAAAUACUGAGUCCGUUCACCGGCGAUGGUUGCAACUGGGUGCUUGACAAUGUAUCUCAUCAAUUGGAGGUGAAUACUAAAACAAAUAUAGCACUGUAUUACAUAGACAGCUUCUUGAGGAAUCAUCGAGUAUGGUCAUCCCAUAGCCUAUCAAAAUCCAGAGAAGUGAUAAGCUGUCACUAUGUUUAUCUUCAAGAAGAAGACCUUAGCCAAAUGAAGCAGGAUCUUCAGAUGUUAUUAUCAAUGAUUGAAAGGAAAUUCUUGCUGAAGUCGGUUGACAUAUUUAACCUGGUAUUACUUUCUGCUCACAACUAUGGAUCAUUAUUUCUUGGCUAUCUGAUGUUACAUGUGGAGGAGUUUACACGAAAUGAAUACAAAAACUGGAGUGCUGAUUUGAUCUUUGUCCCUGCUUUUGUCAGGCUUCUCAUUAAGUCCACAGUGGAGAUCUUAUGUUUUCUAGCUAGGUUUGUGGUGUCUUUCAAUUUCACUGAGUCAAUGCUGAAGCCACUUCAUGACAAUCACUAUCAGAUACACACCAUUCUAUUUUGUUUGAAGAACAUGCUGUGCUUCAUCAGAACUUUUGGUUCAUCUUCAAACUAUUAUCAGGGAGAGAAAGCUUCAGAAGAUUUCAGUACUUUUUUCCCUUUUGCUCUUGAUCUUCUUGAAUUUUAUGUAGACUUUGCUUUUGCUUGCAUUGAAGGAAAUUUUAAAGGGCUUUUUAUGAUGAUCAAUCAUAUUUUAAUUGCAUUGGCAAAUGAUGAAUCUUCUAUUGAAGUGCUAUCAGAUGAAUUGAGGAAGUUUUUAUGUCAGAAUUCACAGUUAGUGACUCACUGUGCGUCAGUUGUUGAGGUUGAAAGCAUCUCUAACUCAAACUUCAAACAAAAGCAUUUGGAAACAGGAGACUUUCCCAUUGCAGAUGAUGAAAAAUGGAAAUUAUUAUGGAUUUCUUUAUGGUUGCACAUGCUAAACUUUGCAAAACAUGGGCUAGGCAAGAUUUCAAUAAAAGAAGGCUCUCACAACGGAAGCAGUAUAAAUAAUAUAAUAACAGUGUUCAUUUCUGCUAUAACAAAAUCAUUGGUAAGCACAGUCGCAUAUAUUUCUUCUUCUUUGGUAAAACUAGUUGCUUCAUUCCUCAGACAGAAAGCACUGAAAGGUUUACCUAUUCCCAGUAUCCUUUGGUUAGAUGAAAUUGCUCGGUCACAUCCUACCUCACUCCAUUAUCAUCUUAAUCAAAGACUUGAUUCUCUGCAACUAUCUGACAACAAGACUCAGGUAUCUUUGAAAAUGUUAUGGGAUAUUUCUAUCUGUCCUGUAGACAUUUGUGAACACUUUGCAAAGGAAAAAGUUACUUGUUUUCCCUAUUAUCAUGGAAAUCAGUUUGAUACCUGGAAAGAUGUACAGAGGAAUAUUUUCUCUGAUAAUGAGAAUGACCACAUAAAUGAUAAGCAAGAGAAGUUAGAUUCUGGCUCUUCUUAUAAAGAGACCAUAUCUGAACAUGGUGGGAAUACGAUGGAUAAUAAUGGCUUUGUGGAAACCGGAAGAAAACAUUCAGGACCCAGGACAGAUAUUAGUUAUUUUCACAACCCAAGGGAAAUUACUAGGAGAAGUGGAGAACUUUUUGAGGCCAUAUGUUUUAACUCCAUCAAUGAGCAUGAAAUUGCAAUUGCAAGCAACAAAAAGGGGCUUAUUUUUUUCAACUUGAAAUAUGAAGAAUACUCGAGGAAGCAAGCAGAUUAUAUAUGGUCAGAUUGUGAUUGGCCAAAAGAUGGAUGGGCAGGUUGUGAAUCUACACCGGUUCCUACAUACAUCUCUCAGGGAAUUGGCCUUGGGAGCAAAAGAGGGGUGCACCUUGGUUUGGGUGGUGCAACAAUUGGCAUGGGCUCCUUGGCAAGACCACGAAGAGAUCUGACUGGUGGUGGAGCAUUUGGGAUUCCAGGUUAUGCUGGGAUUGGAGCAGCAGGCUUAGGUUGGGGCGAAGAAGAGUUUGAAGAGUUUAGAGAUCCCCCAGCUACAGUUGAAAAUAUUCACUCAAGGGCACUGGCACGCCAUCCUUUAUUGCCUUUCCUGUUAGUUGGAUCUAGCAACACACAUGUCUACUUAUGGGAGUUUGGCAAGCAAAGUGCAACAGCAACCUAUGGUGUUCUUCCUGCUGCCAAUGUUCCACCUCCUUAUGCACUUGCCUCAAUAUCCGCCCUGCAAUUUGAUCAUUAUGGUCACAGAUUUGCCACUGCUGCACUAGAUGGCACAAUUUGCACAUGGCAACUUGAAGUAGGUGGGAGGAGCAAUGUCCACCCCACAGAUUCUUCCCUUUGCUUUGACAAUCACGCAUCAGAUGUUGCAUAUGUGGCCACAAGUGGAUCAAUUCUUGCUGUGGCUGGAAGUAGCACGAAUGGAAUCAAUGUAGUUCUAUGGGAUACUUUGGCACCACCUGCCACAUCACAAGCUUCUUUAUUUUGUCAUGAAGGUGGUGCUCGUUCUAUAUCAGUGUUUGACCAUGUUAUCGGGACUGGUUCUAUUUCGCCCAUAAUUGUUACCGGAGGGAGAAGUGGCGAUGUUGGGCUUCAUGACCUGCGUUACAUUGCAACUGGAAAGACCAGACGGAAUAGGCAUGCUAGUGAGCAAGAUCUAAAGACAAUGCACGCUACAAACUCUGGGAUUUCCAAGUAUGCUGAAAAUUCGAACGGGAUGAUGUGGUAUAUACCAAAAGCUCAUUUAGCAAGCGUAACCAGGAUAGCUACUAUCCCCAACACCAGCUUGUUCUUAACUGGUAGCAAAGAUGGAGACGUGAAACUCUGGGAUGCCAAAAGAUCUCAAUUGGUUUUCCAGUGGCAAAAACUGCAUGAACGACACACCUUUCUUCAACCAAACUCACGCGGGUUUGGUGGAGUCGUGAGAGCCGCUGUCACUGAUAUCCAAGUUCUUUCCCGUGGUUUUCUCACAUGCGGCGGAGAUGGUUCCACAAAAUUAAUCCAACUCAAAUAGUUUUGACAGCAUCUAUACAAAAACCUCAGGAAUAAUGGAGCUUGAGGAAAACCUUUGGUUGUCACAGCUGAGAGCUGAAGUUGAAGACAUUUGACACACGAACAUUGACUGCCCCCUGUGAUAAUUCAUAGGAGUACAUACCUUGUUGAUGUUUCUUCUAGCUCGUGUCAGUGUAUCGUUCACAGUUUUUUGCCAUGUCAAUUUUUUAUUUUAUAGCCAAAAAAGGAAGGUACCUGGAUAUUUCUUCUAGCUCGUGUCAGUGUACUCAUGCAGGCAGUGUAGUGCAAGUCAGCUGGCGGGCCGAGCUGCGUCAUUAGGCGAAGAGCAAGCCACUGUGCACCAUCGGAUUCCAAUGGCUAGCAAUGAAUGUGCAAAACGUGUUGUCAUGCAGAGAAACAUCGGAGGUCGUGAUGUUUAAAUAUAAGUAUUGCAUUGUAGAUAUAUUCCCGUUAAAUUGCAUUUUUCAAGUUUAUAUAUGCACCUGUUAAAUUGCAUUUACCAGGUUUUCUCAAGCAUUUAAGUGUG
Zingiber officinale is the source of this 8080-nucleotide messenger RNA. RefSeq lists its product as uncharacterized. Gene Ontology annotation, molecular function: protein binding. Gene Ontology annotation, biological process: vacuolar acidification. Gene Ontology annotation, cellular component: RAVE complex. The transcript is spliced from 16 exons. Bases 44 to 7555 code for a protein of 2503 amino acids. The record is from RefSeq and is a predicted model, not a curated record. NCBI's taxonomy places the organism in Eukaryota, Viridiplantae, Streptophyta, Magnoliopsida, Zingiberales, Zingiberaceae.